Molecule: messenger RNA, 2641 nt
Organism: Cygnus atratus (black swan)
Lineage: Eukaryota; Metazoa; Chordata; Aves; Anseriformes; Anatidae
Gene: CCDC6
Product: coiled-coil domain containing 6
Exons: 9
Coding region: 16-1479 (487 amino acids)
Source: RefSeq, a predicted model, not a curated record
GGGGGAGCGGCGGCGAUGGCGGACAGCGCCAGCGAGAGCGACACGGACGGCGCCGGCGGCAGCGGGGGCGGCGGGAGCGGCGUGGCGGGGCCGCUGGCGGCGGGCGGCCCGGCGGCGGGGCCGGGCGGCGGCGGCGGCGGCGGCGGAGGAGGCGUUGGCGGCGGCGGUUCGGGGGGCGCGGGCGGCGGCAAGGCGGGCGGCAUCGUGAUCUCGCCGUUCCGGCUGGAGGAGCUGACGAACCGGCUGGCCUCGCUGCAGCAGGAGAACAAGGUGCUGAAGAUCGAGCUGGAGACCUACAAGCUCAAGUGCAAGGCGCUGCAGGAGGAGAACCGCGACCUGCGCAAGGCCAGCGUCACCAUCCAAGCAAGGGCAGAGCAGGAAGAGGAAUUCAUCAGUAAUACUCUGUUUAAGAAGAUUCAAGCUCUGCAGAAAGAAAAAGAAACACUUGCAGUAAACUAUGAAAAGGAAGAGGAAUUUCUCACUAAUGAGCUCUCAAGAAAACUGAUGCAGCUACAGCAUGAGAAAGCUGAACUGGAGCAGCAUCUAGAACAGGAACAGGAAUUUCAAGUGAACAAACUGAUGAAGAAGAUUAAAAAACUGGAAAAUGAUACAAUUUCGAAGCAGCUCACCCUGGAGCAGCUAAGACGUGAGAAGAUUGACCUUGAAAAUACCUUGGAACAAGAACAAGAAGCACUAGUGAAUCGUCUCUGGAAGAGGAUGGAUAAGCUUGAAGCAGAAAAACGAAUUUUGCAGGAGAAAUUAGACCAGCCAGUAUCUGCUCCGCCAUCACCCAGAGACAUAUCAAUGGAGAUAGAUUCCCCUGAAAAUAUGAUGAGACACAUCAGGUUUUUAAAGAAUGAAGUGGAGAGGUUAAAGAAACAACUGAGGGCUGCACAGUUACAGCAUUCAGAGAAGAUGGCACAAUAUUUAGAAGAGGAGCGACAUAUGAGAGAAGAAAACUUGAGGCUUCAAAGAAAAUUACAGAGGGAAAUGGAACGUAGGGAAGCACUCUGCAGGCAACUGUCAGAAAGUGAAUCCAGCUUAGAAAUGGACGAUGAAAGAUAUUUUAAUGAGAUGUCUGCACAAGGAUUAAGACCUCGCACUGUGUCCAGUCCUAUCCCUUAUACACCCUCACCAAGUUCUAGCAGACCUAUAUCACCUGGUCUGUCAUAUGCAAGUCACACAGUUGGUUUCACACCACCAACUUCACUGACUAGAGCUGGAAUGUCUUACUACAAUUCCCCAGGCCUUCAUGUGCAACAUAUGGGACCAUCCCAUGGUAUUACAAGGCCUUCACCACGAAGAAGUAACAGCCCCGACAAAUUUAAACGUCCCACUCCUCCUCCUUCUCCAAACACGCAGACCCCAGUGCAGCCACCUCCGCCACCACCUCCACCACCUGUGCAACCUACGGUCCAAUCUGCAGCAUCGCAGUCAGCCACUUUUCAACAUUCAGUGCAUCCCUCCUCUCAGCCUUAGUGCAUGUGCUCAGCAGUCUGUAUGUCAGAAUUGGACUCAUAACAUGGAGCAGUUUACUAAAAGCCAAAGGCUUACUUGGCAUAUUUGGAUUUGACUUAUUUGCACUGAGGUUAUAUAGGCUUCACUGUUAAUUGUGUUGUAAACGUUUGUAUAAAAUGCAGCCAGUGUUGUGGGUCUACAACACUAACUUAACAAGAUUUUCCAUCAGUGUUUACUUGAACUACAUGUAUGUCCAUUCUCUGGCUGGAACAUUUGCUACUCUGUUUGGUAAUACGGCAUUAUGUCGUUUUGCUUGGCUCCAAAGCUUCAUUUUCCUGGCUUCUAAGUUUGUAAAAUUAAAGGGAUACCUUUUUAUAUUUUUUCAUGAGAAUUUGCAUAAAAUUUAAGGCAUGAUGGGCUAUCUGAUGAGUUCUGAAAUAUUACAGUGUUUACCAAGCUUGUGGAAAAUUAGCACUACGUUUCAGUCAUUUGAAAUAACAGCUUCUAGUGCAAAAGUGAGUCAGACACCCUAAUCAGUGCCCAAGACACAUACUCUAUUGUAUUACCUAGUAAAUAAGCUUAAUUCAGCACACAGGACACAUCCAUACUUCUCCUGUUUAAAAACACCUCAAACGUAUGGUACAGCCUGAAUCUUUAAGUGAGGGAACUGACUUGCUGGAGUAUAUGGAAUGUAUAAUUUGUGGACCUUAAGGUUUGAUUAUUUCACUUGACAUUUACAUUAACCUGUAAGCUGUCCAUACUGUGUAAUCUGUCACAAGUAACUUCUCUAAGUGUGGUCCUGCCCACAGGUUAGCUGAUUGAAGUGUGCUCUUUGAUUUUUUGCUGCAGAAGGCAACGUGAUUGUAGAGAACAGCUGAUUAUUUUUUUCCUUGUUAAAAUAUAUUAAUUGUGAUUCCCCUAAAACAAAGUUUGAACAAGUAUUCUAAAUGUUCAAGUCUGUUAGAUAAUAAGAUAUAAAAUGAGCAUAUAGGAAUAUACUGGCAUAACAGCCAAAAAUGUUGUAUUGCUUGGUAGAAACAGAGUACAAAGAAAGUAGCACAACAUGGCACUAAUGAAUGCUUAUUUAGCAGCCUAAGCCGGUACAAUGUAUAAAGAAAUGUAUUCCGAAUACAUUCUUUCCAUUCAUCUAGCACAAAUAAAUUGUUUGGUUUCACUUUGCAGU